Molecule: messenger RNA, 866 nt
Organism: Podarcis lilfordi (Lilford's wall lizard)
Lineage: Eukaryota; Metazoa; Chordata; Lepidosauria; Squamata; Lacertidae
Source: the annotation of a GenBank genome assembly
AUGCUUCUGCUGCAAGAGGCUCUACUACCUGGGCCUCUGCCGCUGCCGCUGGUGGCUCCGUCGCCUAAAUCUGUACCACCUGUGUUUCUGCCGCUGCCACUGGUGCCUCCACCGCCUGAGCCCCUUCCGUCUGGACUUCUGCCACUGCCACUGGUACCUCCGCGGCCAGAGCCUCUACCGCCCGGGCUCUGCCUCUGCCGCUGGUGCCUCUACCGCCUGGGCCUCUGCCGAUGCAGUUGGUGCCUCCGCUGCCAGAGCCUCUUCCGCCUGGGCCUCUGGUGCCUUCGCCGCCUCAGCCUCUACCGCCUGGGCCGCUGCCGCUGGUGCCUCUGCUGCCUGAACCUCUACCACCUUCGCCUCUGCUGCUGCUGUUGAAUCGUCUCUUUAAUUUGAAGGUUCAUUAUUGUUCCACAAUUUCUUUAAGGGCCAGAGCAAAUACUCCAACCUAGCUUUACAGCUGUGAAGCAGUAUAGCACGUGCUCUUAAGUUUUGUUAAUUAAGGUGUGUCAGCAAAUGGGUACAGUAUAUAUAGAGCAGCACCUAGCUUUCUCAGUUCCCUGGUGGUUGGGUCAAUGGAUGGGUGAUGCUUAUUGAUAUAGUAUAAUGUAAAAGGAGUUUUUUGUUUUUGUUUUUAAAACCUAGAUAAAGUUAUUUUGCGCAAGAGGCUCUACCGACUGGGCCUCUGCCGCUGCUGCUGAUAACUCCACAGCCUGAGCCUCUAUCGCCUGGGCCUGGGCCGCUGCCGCUGGUGCUUCCACCGCCAGAGCCUCUACUGCCUGGGCGUCUGCCGCUGUUGCUGGUGCCUCCGCCGCCUGAUCUUCUACCGCCUGGGCCUCUGCCAGUGCCACAGGUGCCUCCGCCGCUAG